This is a messenger RNA of Rosa chinensis, 1767 nucleotides long. RefSeq names its product myb family transcription factor PHL7. Gene Ontology annotation, molecular function: DNA-binding transcription factor activity; DNA binding. The transcript is spliced from 7 exons. Bases 403 to 1407 code for a protein of 334 amino acids. NCBI's taxonomy places the organism in Eukaryota, Viridiplantae, Streptophyta, Magnoliopsida, Rosales, Rosaceae. The record is from RefSeq and is a predicted model, not a curated record.
AGACCUCUCUUGUUUUGGGAUCCUUGCGUAUUUAGCAUUGGGGGUUCGAUUUCGAUACUAACACCUUUGUCUUUAUGCGGACAAAUCAUGGACCCUCAACCUGAUACAGUCUGACUUCAAUAAAACUCGACGACCACUACCAAUUCGUUCAAGCUACUUAGUAUGAGAAUUCUUUCUAAUUCUUAGUAAUAUAACGUCAUUUCUUCGUAAUUUUUGUGGCCAUGGAGUGCCAUAAUUGGUUUUCAUCAGUUUGAUAACUUAAAGGGAUGAGUCUGUUGUACGGUCAGAAUCUGUAUUCCUAACUGUGGGGUUUCUGGUUUGGUAAAAGUUUGCCUCUGAUAUGCUUCCGGAGAGACAAAGAACUGAAAGAACUUGAGCUCGAGAAUUGCAUAUAAAUGACAAAUGUAUCAACCAAACGGUGCUCCUAGUUCAGGCUUAAUCCAGAAUAAUUUGUUAGUCCAUGGUCAAUAUUUAGACUGUGGCACCAAUACAAUGGACAAUGUCAAUGGAGCGAAAAGUCCCAGCAACUCUAAUCUUGCCUCAAAGCAGCGACUGCGUUGGACACAUGAGCUUCAUGAACGCUUUGUUGAUGCCGUGGCGCAACUCGGUGGGCCAGAUCGUGCAACACCCAAAGGUGUUUUGAGAGUGAUGGGUGUACAAGGUUUAACCAUAUACCAUGUAAAGAGCCAUUUACAGAAAUAUCGACUUGCAAAGUACCUACCCGACUCCUCAUCUGAUGGGGGAAAAGCUGACAAGAAAGAACCAGGAGACAUGCUUUCCAAUGUGGAUGGUUCAUCUGGAAUGCAAAUUACGGAAGCAUUAAAGCUGCAAAUGGAGGUGCAGAAGCGACUGCAUGAACAAUUAGAGGUACAGAGACAGCUACAGUUACGGAUAGAAGCACAAGGUAAAUACUUGAAGAAAAUUAUCGAAGAGCAACAACGACUUAGUGGAGUUCUUUCAGAAGCACCUGGCCCUGGGAACUCCACCCGUGCAUCAGAUGAUAAUUGCCCAGAAUCUGACAAGGUUGACCCAGCAACCCCUGCCCCGACCUCUGAGUGCCCCAUCCAAGACAAGGCUAUCAAGGAACGCGCACCAGCCAAGAGCCUUUCCGUCGAUGAAUCUUGCUCAUCUCGUCAUGAUGAACCCUCAACUCCAGAUUCUGGUUGUCAUGUUAUUUCUCCAGCUGAGAGCCCAAAAGCAGAGAGGUUGACGAAGAAGCAAAGGUUUAGCAUGGGUGAAGCAUUUUCUAAUCCAGAAGUGGUGCUUACACAUCAAAUAUUGGAGUCCAGCUUAAACUCUUACCAGCAAGCACACACCAUUUUCAUGCCCAGGGAGCAUUCUAAUCCCACAUCUGGGAUUUCUGUCAGGAAUGUUGAUUUGGAACAAGUUGCUGGGAGUGAUAUGUAGUUGGUAUAUAAAGGACUCCAGGAUUUUCUCAUGUCUUUAAUCAAGUGAAAGAAUGUUGCCAAGGACGGGUGUUUUUUAAAUAGAGGUUCCUGCUUCAAACAGGCCAAUGGAGAACUGUCUUAUUCAAAUUGAGUUGUGAACAUGGGCGGAAAUUAAUACUCCUGCAAUAUCAUUAACCUAGGGCUUGUUCAUCACCGUCCCUCAUUGCCUGUUCACAUCCAGGUUGUCAGUUGGAUAUUUUCCUUUAUGACCAAAAUUCUCAAAUAUGUUAUUUUUAUGGCACAAUUUCUUUUGGUAUUUUGUGUUUCCGUUUCUUUCCUGAUUGCAGUGAGUCAAUGAGUCAUGCACCAUUAGCUGCCG